Molecule: messenger RNA, 1191 nt
Organism: Capsella rubella
Lineage: Eukaryota; Viridiplantae; Streptophyta; Magnoliopsida; Brassicales; Brassicaceae
Product: putative F-box protein At3g52320
Exons: 1
Coding region: 1-1191 (396 amino acids)
Molecular function (GO): protein binding
Source: RefSeq, a predicted model, not a curated record
AUGAUGAUGAUGGUACUGACCACGGCCUUACCGGAGAUCUCUGAGGAUUUGUUGAUCGAGAUUCUAAUCAAAUUGCCGGCGAAGUCUCUGAUGAGAUUGAAGCGCGUCUCAAAGAUCUGGCUCUCACUUAUCUCAUGUCGUUACUUGGCCAACCGGUUCCUUAAACCCUUUCCACGACAACGUUUUCUCGCGUAUUUUAGGAGUAGCGAGAGACACGCGUUGUUCAGGUCAUCGGAUCAUGAUCACUCGGACACAUUGGUCUCUGUAAUCGAAAAGUAUAUGGACAUCGGGACAAUAGGGGGAGGCCGCUUGGUGGGAUCUGUUCGUGGCUUGUUGUGUUUCAGAAGUGGGAGAAGAGUGCGGGUUUCUAACCCCAUGACAAGGCAGGUCGUGGAAUUGCCCGUCAUGGAAGCAGGGGAUGCUAGUAAUGAAAAUCUCUUGUUCUUUUUUGGACACGAUCCUGUAAAUGAUGAAUACAAAGUGCUUUGCACGGUUUGGGAGGUGAACAAUGAAGAAGAAAAAUUAGUGAUCAGAUCCGAGCAUCAGGUGUUGGUUCUUGGAGCUGGAGCCUCAUGGAAAAAGGCUGAAUGCCAUAUUACUCAUCGACCUUAUCGUUCUUGCUGGCUUGGGGUGAUCACCAUUAACGGAGUUUUGUAUUAUACAGCUUGGAAUGAUGCAAAUGAAUGUGUCGUUAUGAGUUUUAACUUUAGUUCUCAAGAGUUUAGUUUGAUUGAAUUACCCGUUGAUGCUUUCAUCGUUUGGAUGAACUUAACUUCCAGAGGUAUCAUGAACUACAAAGGAAAAGUGUCUAUCUUUCGAGCUUUGGAUUUCUUAAGUGAUGGUGUUUUGGAUGUUUGGGUUCUUGAAGAUGCCGGCAAGAGUCAAUGGUCGGACAGAAAGACUUUUGUUUUGCCUGAUUUUCAGAGGAUGAACACCAUCAAUGGAGAUCUUUUAAAGAUGAGAGGCAGUAAUCGCAGUGGUGAGCUUUGGUUGUCAAAGACGAAUCCUUCCUUCAGGAAGGUUCGACCCUCAACCAAAUUCAUUUAUGAUGUAGAGAGGAAUAAGAUAGCUCAAAGGAUUGUUACAAUACCACUAGAGGAUGAUGACUUCGCCUUCCCGAGAACUGGUUGGGGUGUGAGUGUGAUAGUUUUUUCCCAUGAUAUUGAGAGCAUUAUGUAUUUGGAAACUUGA